UUUUUAUCGCUGGUCGUCGCGUAGCGUAGCAAGCUGCUGCUUCCUACGCUUUUCGAUUGAUUUUAAAUUAAAAUUAAACAGAACUUCUAAGUGAAACAUUGACAAAUAAACUGCGAAUCGUGAUCGUACGAUUAGUGGGUUUGCCCAGGCAAAUCUUUCCCUGCUACAAAGGAGAUAAGAGGUUGUAGGUUAUAAACAAGCGUGCAAAAUGUCUGAAAGUUCUGAAUCUGUCAAGAAGGAGCCGAUGACUGAUGAAGAGCGGCUGGCUUUGUGUCAGAAGCUCGAUCAGGAGCUGGACGACUUCAUCAAUGGCUUGGAACGCAAAAGAUACACGGACGGGUGGUCUGAGGAUACGUGGGAGGAAGAGAUGGACAAGCACCCUUUCUUCAUGAAGGAUACUCCGGCCGACGGUGAGCUGUCUCCGCUAGCGGAGGGUCUCGCCAAACUCAAGUAUGACCCCAACGAGAACACGGCACUAGAACUCGCCACCAAUUAUAAAGAAGAUGGAAAUUUCAACUUCAAACAUAAGAACUACAGACUGGCUAUUAUGGGGUAUACAGAAGGCAUAAGAAUAAAGUGUGGGGAUGCAGAAAUGGAUGCAAGCUUAUACAACAACAGAGCGGCAUCCCAUUGGCAAUUGAAAAAUUACCGGUCUUCCCUUGCAGACAGCGAAAAGGCCCUGACCUACAACCCUAAACAUGCAAAGGCCAGAUUGAGGGCAGCAAAAUCAGCUUUAGAAGUAGCAAAAUACGACACGUGCAUAGAACACUGCCAGAAAAUUCUAGAAGAAACAAAAGAUAAUACUGAAGUCACAGAACUAAUGAAGAAAGCGAGAAAAAAGAAACAGUUACUAGAAAGAGACCAACGCAAGAAAGAAAGAGAUGCAUCAGCAAAGAGCAAACAGAAGGAGACUGUUGUAAAAGCAAUCCUAUCUCGAGGGAUCCGAGUAUCAAACUGUGAAGAUGAAGAUGACCUGGACCUGGCAAAGCUAGAGCCAGUGUUACCGGGAGCCCAUGAUGCGAUAGUGCAUGUUGAAGACGGUAUUCUUAAAUGGCCUCUGCUAUUCUUAUAUCCUGAAUACCAAAUGACUGACUUCAUCAAAGCGUGUCCCGAAACGGUUCCCCUUAUAGAUCAGUUGGAACAGCUGUUCCCAGCUCCGUGGGACGAAAGAGGAGAGUAUAGAAAAGACUCUGUCAACGUAUAUUUUGAAGGAUACGAUAAAAUGCCUCACGUCAUUGAUUCAAAAGAGCAAUUAGGUAAUUUACUAGUACUGAAGUACUUUGAGCUGAAAGCUGGCACUCCAGCCUUUUUCAUUCUACCGCGGGGCAGUAAAGUUGAGCGUACAUUCUUAGAAAGUUAUAUCUGAGGUAGUUUUAAGGUAAAAUAAGGUUGUCUGGUAAUGUAUUAUGAAUAGUUUUAAUAACUUUUAAAUAAAUUCGACUAUUGAUUUGUUACUCAAACAGA
Molecule: messenger RNA, 1464 nt
Organism: Plutella xylostella (diamondback moth)
Lineage: Eukaryota; Metazoa; Arthropoda; Insecta; Lepidoptera; Plutellidae
Gene: Dpit47
Product: DNA polymerase interacting tpr containing protein of 47kD
Biological process (GO): protein folding
Cellular component (GO): nucleus; cytosol
Molecular function (GO): Hsp70 protein binding; Hsp90 protein binding
Source: RefSeq, a predicted model, not a curated record